AAAUUUUGGUGUGGGAUCAUGACAGACAUGACAAUUGAGCAAACGCUUAUGCGCUCGUUUAAGGUUAAAGGUGGAUUGACUCAGGGCGGUAGAAUAAACGACACUUCGCAGAGGAAAUGGACUCUAGGAGCCGCUUACAUGCAAGAUGUUUGCCAAAAAGUAGAAGAAUUUGCUGGGAUUAUUACAGGAACAAGUGAACAGCAUAUAGAUUCAAGGCAAAGUCGAGUUUCACGCGAUAAUAGUAAUGCUGAAAAACUUUCAGUCUGGUUCAACACUCAUGAUCCCUUUCCGGAGACUAAAUAUUUUAUGUCCAUUAGCACAGGAGUUGUUGGAUCUGAAAUCGUUAAUUGCCAUCGCGCCUUCGAAAUUGGGAUGGAAAUGAUGAAGAAAAUAAACGGUUCUACCUACGAUUCGUUGUCCUUCAAACGAAAGGAUAAAAUCCUGGCCUUGGCUGCAAUAAACAGUAGCUUGAACAUCCAUUCCGUUUCCGUAGCUGUUAAUCCUUUGCUGCUUUUUCAAAGAAUUUCUCUGUCAAAGCAAAGUGACGAAGACCUUAAAAAUGUUCUCAAUUACGAACUCUCGCCGUUUCCCCUUUCUUUGUUUACUGAAGAAGGAAUGAGGAAAGGAACGAAAUCAUCAUUCUACACAUCGUUUGCGCCACUGUCAGACACUCCUCAAUUCGGGACGAAGCGACUCGAUGUGAUAGACGGGGGUUUCCUAUUGCACAGGGUUAUUUGGGACAGCCAUUCGAAUUUUGGGACAACAUGCAAAAAAUAUGUUACCUACGUGCGUCGCCGUUUUGCCAAAGACAUCGUCGUCGUUUUUGAUGGUUAUGCAGAAGAUCCACAUUUUGCAGGCACCAAAGAGUCGGAGCGUCUGCGGCGAGCAAGGAAACAACAAUCUUCUGACAUAAUUUUUGACGAAAAUACAGUACCUACAGUAUCCCAAGAAAAAUUUCUGAGUAACGGAAAGAACAAAGCGCGCUUCAUUAACAUGUUAAUGAAACAUUUACAGUUAUCCGAUGUUACCGUUGAACAAGCGUUCGAAGAUGCGGACACACUAAUUGUCAAAACUGCAAUAGAAAAUGCAUCUUUGUACGACUCUGUCACAAUUAUUGGUGAAGAUAUUGACCUUCUCGUUCUGCUCACUGGUCUAGGACAGGAAACUCCUAACGUAUUUCUCCGUAAACCCGGAAAAGGAAAAACUCAGGAGGCCCUAUACUCGGCAAAAAGUUUCAAACAUAGUUCUAUAAUCGAUCACAUCUUUCUUCUUCACGUGUUCACAGGAUGUGAUACUACUUCAGCAAUUUACAAUAUUGGCAAAACGAAAUUAAUCAAUAUUCUCGAGAAAAACGAUGGACUUCGAGAAGUUCUUGGCAUGUUCAAGAAAAUGAAACUCGAUAUUGACGUCUUGACAGCAGCAGGAGAAAAAAUAUUUUUCCUGUUAUUUGGUGGGACCGGAGAAGUGUCGCUUAAUUCCCUACGAUAUAAGCAAUUCGUUAAAUUAGUGAAUAAAACAAAAUUCAAUCUUUCCUCCUUGCCUCCUACCGCAGCGGCUGCAAAGCAGCAUACAUUCCACGCAUAUCAUCAAGUGCAAACCUGGCUUGACAUCCAUAAGGAUCCAGAAGAAUGGGGCUGGCGACGAACUCCAGUAGGACUACAACCAAUUAUGACCACCCAAGAUCCAGCGCCUCCCACGAUACUGGAAUCGAUAUCGUGUAAAUGCAAAAGAAAAUGUGGAGCAGCCUGUGGUUGUCGCAAAGCUGGGCUUAAAUGCUCGGUAAUAUGCAAACAUUGCAGUGGGGAAUCAUGUACAAACAUUGCACAAUUGCAAGUACUCCAAGACGACGACGACUGCGACGAAUUUCCCCCGGUUGAC
This is a messenger RNA of Vollenhovia emeryi, 1878 nucleotides long. RefSeq lists its product as uncharacterized. The transcript has a single exon. The annotation marks the transcript as partial. The record is from RefSeq and is a predicted model, not a curated record. Lineage: Eukaryota; Metazoa; Arthropoda; Insecta; Hymenoptera; Formicidae.